AUGGGAAAAGUAUCACCGAUAUCUGUGCUGACGUCAUUCGUGUAUGUGUUGGUGUCCUUACCGUACGCGUUGACCCAGAGUCUGGUUGUGGAGACUGACAAAGGGCUAGUGAAGGGAAAGCGCAUUCAGGUGCAUCAUGGGAAACAGGUGGAUGUAUUUUACGGAAUACCGUACGCCAAGCCCCCAUUAGGGAGGUAUCGUUUCCGGCACCCGCAACCAAAUGACCCAUGGGAUGGUGUGCUCAACGCCACAACGCGACCAAACGCGUGUAUGCAAGGCUUCGAUGUUGUUUUUCCGGGUUUCAAUGGAUCAAAUCAAUGGAACCCCAACACACCCACAAGUGAGGACUGUUUAUACCUAAAUGUAUGGCGGCCAGUCAGUAAAUCAAACGACCCAAAACCAAGAGCGGUGAUGGUGUGGAUCUAUGGGGGCUCGUUCCUCAGUGGCUCCUCUUCUCUUGACAUUUACGACGCGAAAUUCCUAGCAGCGGAAGAAAACGUAGUCGUUGUAUCUAUGCAAUACAGAGUUGGCUCCCUUGGAUUCUUGUCCUUUGAUCAUCUAGACGCUCCUGGUAAUGCUGGCGUUAUGGACCAGUCUAUGGCGUUAGAUUGGGUUCAAAGAAACGUACAUCAUUUCGGCGGAAGUACGUACAAUAUCACUCUGUUUGGAGAAAGCUCGGGCGCUGCUAGCGUCGGCAUGCAUCUUCUUUCACCAAUCAGUCGGGGCAAGUUCGACAGGGCUAUCUUGCAAAGCGGCGGACCAACAGCGCCUUGGGCUACCCUUACUCAAAGCGAGUCGACCAGAAGGAGUCACGUAUUCGCGGGAGCCAUGAAUUGUACACGCAACAGCAUUCCGGAAAUACUGUUGUGUUUGCGGGAUCGGCCGGCGGCUGACUUCCCUACGAAAGAGUAUGAUACAGACAUCGUGAGGGGAAUUUCUCAGUUCCCCUUUGUACCAGUAAUAGACGGAAUCUUCUUAACGGAAUCCCCAGAACAAUCAUUCAGACGACAAAAUUUUAAGAAAGUACCAAUAUUAGUUGGAUCAAAUUCUAACGAAGGAACAUGGCUCCUUCCGUAUUACAAUAUAAACCUGUUUAGUCUAAAACAGGAAAGCAAUCUUAAACGUCGUCAGUUCGUCAUGGCGAUCGACGAUAUGUUUGAUUAUUACCCUCAAUUUCCAAAGAAAAUCAAUUCGUAUGGAAAAGACGCCAUUUUAUUUCAAUAUACACCUUGGAAGGAUCCCAAUAGCAAAUCAAUGAAUCGAGAUCGGAUUGAACAGGCGAUCGGGGACGUGAACUUCGUGUGCCCCGUCGUCGAGUUAGCUCAGACUUAUGCCAUGGCAAAUAUGAGUGUGUACUAUUACGAAUUCGCCCACCGAUCCUCAAAACAGUUCUGGCCUAAUUGGAUGGGUGUCAUGCACGGGGAUGAGAUAUUUUUCGCGUUUGGUGAUCCACUUAUCAAUUAUAAAAACUACAGUAAUCUAGAAAAACGAUUGGCAAGAAAGAUGAUGAAAUACUGGGCCAACUUCGCUAAGUCUGGGGAUCCCAAUAUAGAACCAAAUCAUCCGCCUUUAAAGGAGUGGCCGAUUCACACACAUACAGAACGGAAAUACCUCCGCCUGGAUACUCACUUAGUGAAUAACCUGGACAAGUCCCAAUCCGUCCGAUCUGGGCCUAGGAUAAAGCAGUGCGCUUUUUGGCGGGAAUAUCUACCAAAGCUGGUAACGGCGACAGCUGACAUGUCGGAGUUGGAAAAACAAUGGAAGGUUCAAUUUUCUGAAUGGAGCAAUAAAUAUAUUGUGGACUGGAAAAACCAGUUUGACAGUUUUAAAAGAGACUACGAACAACGAAACCAAGAAUGUGAUCGGAAUUAA
Molecule: messenger RNA, 1872 nt
Organism: Ylistrum balloti
Lineage: Eukaryota; Metazoa; Mollusca; Bivalvia; Pectinida; Pectinidae
Product: acetylcholinesterase-like
Exons: 3
Coding region: 1-1872 (623 amino acids)
Biological process (GO): acetylcholine catabolic process; choline metabolic process
Cellular component (GO): plasma membrane
Molecular function (GO): acetylcholinesterase activity
Source: RefSeq, a predicted model, not a curated record